Molecule: messenger RNA, 3276 nt
Organism: Quercus lobata
Lineage: Eukaryota; Viridiplantae; Streptophyta; Magnoliopsida; Fagales; Fagaceae
Product: nitrate regulatory gene2 protein-like
Exons: 4
Coding region: 689-2878 (729 amino acids)
Source: RefSeq, a predicted model, not a curated record
CGUACGCAAAUUCAUUUGAGUACAAAAUGCAAAUUACCAAACACAAGAUUGCCUCCUUCUCUCUCUUUCUCGAGCCCCUUGCCUUCUUUACGCCCUAUGGUUCUGCCUGCUCUUUACUGUCAGCUACUUGCUCUCUCUCUCUCUCUCUCUCUCUCUCUGUGUGCUAAUCUUUGGUCUGUUUUGCUUGAACUCUGCUAAUCUCUCUAGCCAGUUUUAUAGUAUUAAAAAAUAAAGUCACCACUAAUAUCUCUGCUAACAUAGUAGCAUAUUUAUUUUUUUUGGGUUCUGAAAAAAAAAAAAAAAAACUGCUACAACAUAUUACCUCUGCAGAAUCUCUAUCCCUGCCAAGAGAUGAAAUGGGCAGCUCCAAGAGGGCUAAAACUUCUCAAAGAGGUGCAUUUCUAACAAAACCCCACCUUUCUUUACCAGGAAAAUGAAAUGGGUUGCUCUAAAACUCCUCAAAAAGCUACAUUUUCUCAUUAUUUCUCUAAACUUGUAACUUAAGACAAACUCAUUCCCCAUUUGGAAAAAAAAAAAAACCGUCUCCUUUUUAUCAGAAAAGAAUACACAGAUUCCUCAAAAAACACCUUUUCCUUGCUUUUCAGCCUGUUUUUCUAAAAGCAGCCUCACUCCAACACCUAAGUGAAAGCAAGAAAGAAAGUCCCUCCAAACUUCACCAAGAGAAGAAAUGGGUUGUGUUGCUUCUAAACUAGAGGAAGAAGAGGAAGUAGUUAGUAUCUGCAGAGAGAGGAAACGCCAGCUAAAGCUUGCUGUGGAGAAAAGAUAUACUCUUGCAGAAGCACAUUGUAGGUACUGUCAUGCACUUUAUGCUGUAGCUGCAGCUAUAGAGCUCUUUGUUGCUCGCCACUCUUCUCCUUCUUCACCUUUUCUCAUCACUUUCCCACCACCUUGCCCUCCUUCUCCACCAACUGAGAAUGUGAUAAACAACCCCAUGUUCCUUCAACAAAGACCCUCUGAGUCCACCACACAUGAAGCCAUUGCUUGUGAGUCAUGUGGGUCCUCAACCUCUUCAGAUUCUUCUGAGGAAGAGAGAGAAGAAGAAGAGCAAGAAGCAGCAGCAGAAAGAGGAAGAUUAGAGCAGCCAUGUGGGUACUUUUAUAUGCAAAUGCCACCACCAAUGCCAUCACCACAGAGAGAUUUUGGGUGGGAUUUCUUUAAUCCUUUUGACACUGUGAGGCCUGAGGUUAUCAGUGGAUACCAAAGGAGCUCAGAUGAUGAUUUAAGGGUUGUGAGGGAAGAGGAAGGGAUUCCAGAGCUAGAAGAGGAAGGUGAUCACAGAGAAGAGCAAGAAACCAAGGUGGUGGUGGCUGAAGAAAAUGUUGGUGAAAAGCAUGACAGUGGGGUUGAGGUGGUGAAAGUGGUGGAUAGUUCUAAUGUGAGCCAAAAGGAACACAAGGGGCUUACAGUUAUUGAUACCCCAGUUGUAGGGAGGGAGCUACUGGAUGCACUGAAAGAUAUUGAGGAUCAUUUUAUCAGGGCUUAUGAUUCUGGCAAGGAUGUCUCUAGGAUGCUAGAGGCCAAUAGAGUUCACCUACAGAACAACUUGGAGGAAAUAAAAGAGAACUCAACAAAACUCGUCCAAGCUAUCUCAUGGAACCGGUCCAUUUCAUCUAAGCCUUCAUCAUGCAAGAGUCUUGUAGCAUCCACUUCCAAAAGUUCUUCAACAUGGACAGAGUAUAAGAAUGACCUCUUUGAGGAAUAUGGAGGAAUGGCUUCAGGAAGCCAUUCACUAACCUUAGGAAGACUUUAUGCUUGGGAGAAGAAGCUGUACGAAGAAGUUAAGGCUGGAGACAGCAUGCGAAAAAUUUAUGAGAAAAAAUGCUCACGGCUGAGAAACCAGGAUGUCAGAGGAGAUGAUGAACUCUCUCUGGACAAAACCAGAGCUGCAGUAAAAGAUUUGUAUGCCAGGAUUUUGGUUGCAAUUCGAAGUGCUGAGUCAAUCUCAGAGAGAAUUCAGAAAAUGAGAGAUGAAGAAUUGCAGCCUCAAAUUGUUGAACUAUUAAAAGGCCUAACGAGAACCUGGAAAAUUAUGUUGGAAUCCCAUGAAACCCAGAAUAAGAUCCUCUUUGAAGUAAGGUCUUUUACCUGCCCAACAUUUGGAAAAUUCUGCAAUGACACUCACCGACUAGCUACACUUCAGCUUGAGGCUGAGCUUCAGAAUUGGCAUGCUUGCUUCAUGGAUUAUGUUGCAGCACAGAAAGGGUAUGUUGAAGCUCUCCAUGGUUGGCUAUCAAAGUUCAUAGCGCCUGAAGUUGAAGUCUACUCUAGGGGCAGUAGAAGCAGGAAUUCAGCUGUGCCUUUUCGAGUCAAUGGACCCCCAUUGCUUGUGAUCUGCCAUGAUUGGUUAGCCUCCAUGGAUAAAUUACCAGAUAAAGCAGUUGCUUUUGCAUUGAAAAGCUUUGCAAAGGAUGUGAGGGCUCUGUGGCAUCAGCAAGGGAAGGAACAGCAACAGAAGAGGAAAGUUGACAGUCUAGCAAAAGAUCUCGACAGAAGGAUUCUAUCAUUCCAGAAGGUGGAAAGCAGGUUUCUUGAGUCUAAGCUUACAGAACAGAAGUCAGAAUCCGAAGUGGAACAUCCAGAUGACUACUUGACUGACAAGAAGGAUCAGUUGGACACAUUGAGAAGUAAGUUGGAUACUGAGAAGGAGAAACACCAUAAUUACAUACAAGAAACACAAAGGAUUACAUUAAACGGAUUUCAAACUGGGUUUUCUACAAUUUUUGAGUCCUUAGUGGAGUUCUCCAAGGUUUCCCAAAAUAUAUACAAUGACCUUGUAAAUUGCAAAGAAAAUGCUGAGAAAGCUGGGAACCUAUCAUACAUAGAGGACUCCAAGAUUGAAGAUAAUGGCAGCAGAUGAUGCAUGAAGCUAAAAAAGGGGCUUUGAGGAUCUAUGAUUCAUGGAUUCUGUAAGGUAUUUGUAUAUUAUAUUGUGUCAAAGCAGCUCGCUGAGACAUAUAUUAGCAUUUUUAGGAGGUUUUUGCAGCACGAACUGAUUAUUGUUAUUAUUAAUAGUUGUUUAUGCUUGUCCGUGGUUUUUAUUGCAAAACCUGUGAAUUUCCUUUCUGCUUGUCUUUCUUGGCAAGAGUUCCAAGAAGUGUAGAGAGGGGAAAUUCAAGUGGGCAAUUGUUGUAAGUAUAGAACUUUGUGGUCUUGGACAGGGGAAUUAUAUAUCAAGUGUUUGGUGAAAAAAAAAAUGCCCGUUUAGCAUUGCUUUUGGAAGUAAAGCGAUAAAGCUUUAGUAAUUGAGCUUUUGUA